GCGCCAAUAGCAGAUUCUGAGGAUUUGUUUUCACAUCCGUACCACCGUAGUGGGGGCGUGGCCACGGUAAAAACGUAUUUCCGUGAAAACUGUGCCUGUCAGUCACGGUCUGCCUCUUUGGUGCUGUGCGAGGCUGCGAGCUCAAGAGGAACGACUUUUCAGACGCGGAUAGACAAAAGACUCAACCAUGGCCUCUGGGGUGACAGUGACCGAUGAAGUUAUUACAGUCUUCAACGAGAUGAAGGUGCGUAAGGCCCAGGCGAACGAGGACGAGAAGAAGAAGCGGAAGAAGGCGGUGCUGUUCUGCCUGAGCGAGGACAAGAAACACAUCGUCCUUGAAUCGGGUAAAGAGAUCCUGACUGGCGAUGUGGGUACUACCAUUGCAGACCCCUACCUGCACUUUGUCAAGAUGCUGCCCGCAGAUGACUGUCGCUACGCCCUCUAUGACGCCACCUACGAGACCAAGGAGACCAAGAAAGAGGACCUGGUCUUCAUCUUCUGGGCCCCAGAUGGUGCUCCACUGAAGAGCAAAAUGAUCUACGCCAGCUCAAAGGAUGCCAUUAAAAAGAAAUUCACAGGUAUCAAGCAUGAAUGGCAAGUUAACGGUUUGGAAGACAUCAAAGAUCGGCGAACCUUAGCAGAGAAGCUUGGAGGCUCGUCAGUGGUCACCCUUGAAGGUGGGCCUGUAUAAAUCCCGUCUCGGGUAUGAUCUGAGGCCUACAGGGAAAGAAAAAAAAAACAGAAUUUUAAAUCCCGUGGGUAUGGCUGUUCAUUCCAGAAUGAUAAGGAAUUAGGUGAGGGGGGUUUAGAGUACAAAUUUGAGGGUGUUGGGAUGGGGUAUUUUGUUGUGUGGAGAAAAAUCAAGCAUGCUGUUUCAUGGUUUAAAAUUGUGGUUAUCAUUCCACUUGUCACAAUGAAGAACACAGACAUGUCUUAAAUGGCAAUUUGUGAUGAAGGAUUAUGAAAAAAUAGAUGAAGAUUUGUCACCAUUUCUGAGAUUGGCCUUGCAACUUCCAAACUCAUGAAGAAUGAUAUCUAAUGGAAGAAAAUUUGCCCUUGCAUUUUCCAACUAAUGAACAAAAUGGGUUUUACAGAGACUUUUUUUUUAAACAGAUGAGUACUGGUUAUGUCUCUUGUUUAAUGGAGGGGUGUCUGGAUCAGGCAGAUGAAAGAAACUGAUGAGCAAGCCUAUGACCAACCCACUGGGUUAAUUUAUGCACUUUGUUCACAUGCAUCUGAUGGCAAUUCCUGUAUUGCCAAAUUAGUUAUGCUUUAGCAUGUCUAGCUAAAUCUAGUUUUAUUUUCCAGCAUGCUUCCAGUAAAAUUAAAAUUCCAAAAUGUGACCUUAUUCUAUUAAGUUAUUUCCAAAACCUUUGAGCAAACAGUAAAUGUGCUGUGUACAAACAAAAAUGCAUUCCUUUUUUCAUGAUAAUCUCAGAACAGCUUGAACAGGGAUCAAUUGGAGUCAGGGGUAUGUCGUAGUGUGGGUGGCUCAAGUUGGAAGAAGCCUAUGAGAGCAAGUAAAGUGUAUAUGUGGGUGUUCUGUUUUUGUCUCCUUGUCUAAAUAAAGAAAAUGCACUUACAUUUAUUA
Molecule: messenger RNA, 1591 nt
Organism: Oncorhynchus mykiss (rainbow trout)
Lineage: Eukaryota; Metazoa; Chordata; Actinopteri; Salmoniformes; Salmonidae
Product: cofilin-2
Biological process (GO): actin filament depolymerization
Cellular component (GO): actin cytoskeleton
Molecular function (GO): actin binding
Source: RefSeq, a predicted model, not a curated record